ACCCGAGAGCCGGAUAUUUCCAUCUGCACCUAUAACCAGUGACAGAAUCUUUUUCUUGCAUUCCAAUAUCAAGAUAAAAUAAUAAAGAUAAAAUCAGUCGAACGGCCUUCUUUUUAGAACUAUUUCUUAUAGCAGCGUAUUUAAACAAAGCACGGGAAAUCAACGUCCGUAAACAGGAAAGACGUCAUGACGUUUCAAAGACAAAUAACAAUGUUUAGUUCCGGUUUUGUUUUAUCAGUUCUGGCGUAACGUUAUGAAUUUUCGAUAAAAUAACGUGUUUUGAAUCGAGAAAUAUACUAUCAGGAACAAAGAGGAACUGUCAAGGUAUUGGAUUUUUAUUCCGUUUCCGAGAUAAAAUAUAAAUAAAUACAUAAAUCUUCUACAUAUAUGUUGUUCGUAAUACGUCAUUUAAAGCACGAGAGUCAUCUUACACCCUGGGGUGUAAGAUGGAUUUUUCUUGCAUACCAGACGGGGAUGUCCGGUAUUUUUACCGGUGCUGGAAAAAUUAGCCUAAACAGUUACCCUCGAGGCCGGAAGUUCCCAUCUGCCACUAUAACCAGUGAAAGAAUCUUAUAUUCCAGCACCGGCAAAAAUACCGGAAAUCCCUGCCUGGUAUGCAAGAAAUGAAUAUCCGUUUAUUCAAUCAGUCGGCCAGGAUAAUGUGAAUUAAGAAUCAGUCAUUCGUUUAUUCUUAUAUUCAAAUAAACCGGCGCUCUUCUUAUUUUUUUUUCAAUUCAUGGCAAUGUAUACUUCCGUCUCAUGCUAAAGUCUUUUGAUAGUCUGAAGUUACGUUACGGCGGAAUAACGGCGCUCGGUGUAUUCGUACUUGUAGAGCCUCAGGGCACAUAUUUGCCGCCACAAAGUCCUAUUACUGUAUUUGUGGUAUGAGCUUUCGUGGGACUCCUAAACAUGUCAGUUGUGAAUAUAAAUGUCCAGGAAACCAGAAUGAAAUCUGUGGAGGUCCAAACAAAAUGUCAGUAUAUGACAUAAGGUUAAUUGAUACGAAAUCAAAACCACCACCAAAAACUCAUACAUUGACAACAACAAUAGAAAGUAUCAACAGCUUCUCUGAACAAUCUAUGUACAAUAAAGCAGAUGUGCAGACACCAAUAUCAGCUAAACAGACAACAAAAACAGCUGUACAGACAACAACAGCAACAAUAGCAGCUGUACAGACAACAAUAGUAGCUGAGACAACAAUAGCAACUGUACAGACAAAAAUAACAGCUGAAACAACCAUAGCAACUGUACAGACAACAAUAACAGCUGAACCGACAACAAUUCGAUCUACGACACCAAACACUUCCAUGAAAACUACAUCCGAACUUACGUCUACUGAUUCAGGACAGGUUGAUCUCGAUACAGGAAGAAGAACCAAUGACCUCGUUUCCGUUUACAUCUCAGUUCCAGUUUUGAUCACGAUUGCGGCUGCAUUUACAGUAGUCAUCAUCUUGUGUCUUAGGCGAAAAGGUCGACAUAUUUAUGACCAACUCGUAUGUUUCAGGCGAAAGAAAGUUACAAACAACAGAUAUCUGUUUAAUUCUGCUGCAGAUGAUACAUGCAAUAUGAACACUUUCAACGACUACAUCAAUUGUUCCCAUCAUUCUCCAAUGGUCGUGCAGAACUCGAGUGCCGAUUUAUAUGCUGAAAUAGCGUUUGGCAGUACAGAGUCUUUACAAACAUCAGAGAAUGGAUAUAGCACUGUCUCUAUUGGUCUACAUCAGGGGCAAUACACAACAGACGUAACCGAAGACGAUAGAAUAUUAGACAGAUAUAGUGUCAAAAGUAGUGACCAGGACGACCGCUCACAGCAUGAAUAUGACAUACUCGAGCAAGAAGGAUACUCUGUCGUACUUGAAUAAAAAUACUAAAUCUAAGGCUUUCUUUCAGCGCAUGCCACAUUUUGUGUGAAAUAAGAUAACGUAAAUGGGAAUACAUCUUAAUACAGAGAAGUCAGAUAUGACAUAAUUGGAAUUGUUUUGAUAGCAACAUUACAUAUUGUGUUUAUAACUGUAGUGAAGAGAGAGGAGAGAGGGAGAGAGAGAGAGAGAGAGAGAGAGAGAGAGAGCGUUUCAUUUGUGUGUUACUGUUGAUUUUUUUCUAAAAGUACAGGUCAUGCGAACAUGAUAACUAAUUUGUUGUAGGUUUUGCAAUCCUUUGCCCUCUUCCUAUCUUUUUCAUGUAUGUUUCAGAAAUCGAAAAUUUGUUUUCCUGAAGAACUUUAUGAUUUUAUUUUCUAUAUCAUCUAUAUCAUUUAGAAAAUGUUUCAUUAAGUUUAAAAAUACAUUCAAACCUUUU
Messenger RNA from Mercenaria mercenaria, 2298 nucleotides. RefSeq lists its product as uncharacterized. The transcript has 6 exons. Lineage: Eukaryota; Metazoa; Mollusca; Bivalvia; Venerida; Veneridae. The record is from RefSeq and is a predicted model, not a curated record. The coding region runs from base 885 to 1862 and encodes 325 amino acids.